Pseudomyrmex gracilis is the source of this 5901-nucleotide messenger RNA. Its product is annotated as proteasome-associated protein ECM29 homolog. The record is from RefSeq and is a predicted model, not a curated record. The coding region runs from base 94 to 5538 and encodes 1814 amino acids. Gene Ontology annotation, cellular component: nucleus; cytoplasm. The transcript is spliced from 28 exons. Gene Ontology annotation, molecular function: molecular adaptor activity. Gene Ontology annotation, biological process: proteasome assembly. Lineage: Eukaryota; Metazoa; Arthropoda; Insecta; Hymenoptera; Formicidae.
GCACGCACACACACACACACACACACACACACACACACACACACACACGCUUCGGAGAGCAGUAACGUUCGCUUUCUCUUAGACUUUUUCAAAAUGGCAGCGGCUACGGACGAGCUGAUUUUGCUUGAGCGAGUGUUUCUUCGCUUGGGUUCUGCAGAGACAGAUGAGCAGUUACAGGCAUCAGUAUGUAAAUUUUUACCUCCCGUGUUGCUUAAAUUGUCUAGCGGACAGGACGGCGUAAGGAAAAAAGUGAUGGAAUUGUUGGUACAUAUAAACAAGAGAAUCAAGAGUAGACCUCAAGUACAGCUACCUGUUGAAGCUCUACUCUUGCAAUAUCAGGACCCAUCUGCUAGUUCGUUUGUGAUUAACUUUACAAUAAUAUACAUAAAGUUAGGAUAUCCUCGAAUGGAGAUAACCAAACAAGCAGAAUUAAUCCCAAGUGUAUUGAAUGCUAUCGAAGGAAAACCGGUAUCCCAUCAGGACAGUUUGUUGUUGAUAAUAAUGCCAGCAUUGGGACAUAUAAACAUACCAGCGGAUCCUGAUAAAAGAGCGUCUCUCUUGGGCUUGCAAGAUAAGCCUUACGUUGCAAAACAACUUAUAAAUUUCAUGCUUGAUAUGUUGCUGCUUCCAUAUGGAUCUGUAGGACAAACGGAAAAUCAACAGCCAGGUCAACCUAUCGAUUGGUCUCAGUUUAACGUACCACCAGGUUUAAGCGAUUACGCGUUCAAAAGAGUGAUAGGCGAAAGCCCCCCGACCGCGGAACAGUUAGAACAGAUUAAGUUGGGCAUUGUUAAGUUUCUCGCCGGUGGAUUCUUUCCGGAUACGGACAUACUGGUACAUCUGAUCGUAGCAGCUGCCGAUACUAGAUUCAGCAUCGCUAACAUGGCGGAUUUGGAACUGAAAAAGAUAGUUGGUACGCUCGAUUGGUCUUCGGUGCAAUUAGCGGCUCCGCUAUAUACGUUGUUCUUAGGUAGCGAUGCGUUGGAGAGAGGCGCUGCACAAAAAGAGGUAAAGCCUGAGAUGAAAAGAAUGCCUGCGAACACUAGAAUUCGUCUUAAACUUUUGCAAUAUCUUUGCCGUGUAACCAAAGCAGGUUUUAUUAUACCACCAAGCAUACAGAUUAUUUUUGAUUCGCUUCAUGGAAAAAAUACGAACGCAAAACUAAAAUCAUUGGCACUACAGUUUACAUCAAAUAUCGUCCAACACUGCAGCCUUGUGCCGUUAGCGCGCGUUGCCGGAGUAAUUCUCAAUGGUAUGAUAAAACUGAUCUCCGAGGGUGAUGAUGCACUUAAACCAAUGGCGUACACAAUUAUCGGACAACUUGGCCAAAGAAUACCGUCUUUGAUAAACAAAGAUUUGACUCUAUUGCAUAAUUUAUUUGACACGCUGGUGACUACGGACGGCGAGUUACGGCGAACCGUGAGAGACGCGUUGAUGUGCGUAACGUCGGCGUUCGUAUUGAAUAAAGACGACGAAAGUAAUUUAGCUCUAAUGAACGCUCUGCUAUCGGCGCAUAUUGAAUCGCCCGAAUCCAGUGUAAGAUUUGUGGCGAUGCACUACGCUGCAACUGUAUUUCCACCCGAUGACGCUCCGUCGCGAUAUCUCUUGCUGUUGGCGUGCGGUGACAAUAAACACGAGAUAAGCACCGAGGCUACGAAGGCGCUUUACGGCUUCGCGCACAAGAACGAGGACGAUCAACAGAGCAACAAGAAGAUAAUAUUGCCCGAAUUUGUGAAACUAGUGAAUUAUGUUUAUUCGAAGAUGAAAUCGCGAAUGCCGGCCGCAAAUAAGAACACGGACAAGAAGACUCUUCCAUAUAGUAUUACAACGUUUUCCGAAAUAAUUACUUAUUUUCGCGUUUGCCUCGCUAGAAGCGCUAAUAUCCUAACACGAAACGAACCGCUACAACAUCCUUCCGAACACACUCCCUUGAUUGGACGUUAUUUGGAAAAGUUGUACAAAGAUCAGCCGGAAAUAUUGAAUAAUUAUCUCGAUAUGAUUUUGCUAUUGAGUCAUUCUUUUGCGGAUCAAGUUCCUUUAAACGCGCUUUUGGAAGUACUCGGAUCCGUUCCGCAUUACAUAACAAAAUCGUACGAGAAAGAGUUGCCCUGGCUCCGCUCUAUGCUCACCUCAACCAAGCAAGAUGUAAGACAGGUGGCCGCGAAAACGUACGCCAUCAUUACCGGCUAUUUUCCGAGGAAUGAAUUCGAGAAGCACGUUUCGAGCAUCAUGGAGAUUAUGGGUAGAAAACAAUUGGAGGCGCAGCACGGCGCGUUAAUAACUCUGACUUACAUGAUGGAGAGAAGUUUGAUACAAUACCGCAGCGAAAGAAAAGAGGAUUUGUGCAACUGGACAACUUACAACGAGAUAGUGAAAACAAUUUGCACGUAUCUUCGCGAUCAUCCGAUAUUGUUGAUGGACGCCGCUAUCGAAGCUAUCGGCGUGUUAGGAAAAACAUACACUUUACCUUUGUUGGCUGAAGAAGAAGACGACAAAUUGAGCAAGAAGGCAAUAGUGGAUAUACUCUUCUCUGUAUUAUCGAACGUCAAAUUGAACACCAAGAUGAAAGAAAAAGCUGCGCUUUCGUUGGGUUACUUAUGCGUCGGCGAAUGUUUCCCGCACACCGCGGAUAUUGCCAAUGGAAUUCUAGCAACAGUCAAAGAGACGAAAGAUAUCGAGAUCCAUUUAAUUCUGGGAGAAGCUUUGGUUUGUUGCGUUCAAGGACAGGCAUCGCCCGAAGCAAGAGACGCUUGGACGACUCUGCCCGCCGAGCAUGUUGUGUCGUACAACGAGGAGAGCGACGAGUUGUUGGUACACGUGUUGAGCGAAUUGCUCAACAUGUACAAAGUGCCUCAUCCAAACUUACGACAGGCAGUCUGUGUGUGGUUGUUCGCGCUUUUGAAACACAACGUUCAACGAGAAUGUGUCAAGGAGAGAUUAUUCACGAUUCAUCACGCGUUCAUAGAUUUUCUUUCGGACGACAGUGAUAUCGUGCAGGACAUUGCUUCAAAAGGUCUUAGUUUGGUGCAUAUUAACAGCAAACAGGAAGAACGCGAUAAUUUGGUAUCCAAUAUAUUAGAUCAGUUUACACAGGGGCGUAGAACAGUGCAGCAAGUUACGUCCGACACCAAAUUGUUCGAGGAAGGUCAACUGGGAAAGAGUCCGUCUGGAGGCAAUCUGUCAACGUAUCGAGAAAUCUGUUCUCUGGCAACGGAACUACAAAAACCGGAGCUCGUGUAUUACUUUAUGCAUUUGGCGAAUCACAAUGCGAUAUGGACGUCGAAAAAAGGAGCGGCUUUCGGUUUCGCGGCAAUUGCCGGCAUUGCGAAGGACGAGCUGAACAAGUAUCUGCCCAGCAUCAUACCGCGAUUAUAUAGAUAUCAGUUUGAUCCGACGCCGAAAAUUCAACAGAGCAUGGCCAGCAUUUGGCGCGCCGUCGUUCCCUCCACGACAAAAGCCAUCGAACAGUAUCAUAAAGAAAUAUUGACUGAUGUAACUGAUAAUCUAACGAAUAACGAGUGGAGAGUACGUAUCAGUUGUUGUAAUGCUCUCGCAGAUCUUUUAAGGACAAAUGUUCAGUUCAACUUCGCCGAAUACGGCCCGGAACUUUGGAAGAGACUAUUUCGCGUAAUGGACGAUAUUCACGAGGGCACGCGAUUAGCCGCGACUAAUACCGCCAAAAUUCUCAGCAAGGUCUGCAUACGCCAUUGCGACUCCUCCCACGGUAGUGCGGGAAAGGAAGUUAUUCAAGCGAUACUGCCGGUGCUGCUUGAUAUUGGUAUUACCCAUACCGUAGACACGGUGAGGUCCGUGUCGUUGCAAACCGUUUCGCAGCUCGUGACAACUGCCGGUGUGUUGCUAAAACCGUCACUCGUCAAUCUAAUACCCGCAUUACUGGAAACAAUCGGCGAAUCAGAAAAUCCUAAGCUUUCGUAUUUAAGCAACGUGUGCGGCGCAACUACGGAAACGCAGGAGGCUAUUGAUAAUAUUAGAGCUAACGUUGCUAAAGGCCAUUACGCAUCAGAUACGAUAACAAAAUGUAUCCAACAUAUUGACGCGGAUAUUUUAAAGGAACUAAUGCCAAAAGUGAUAGAGUUAAUAAAAUGCAGCGUAGGAUUCGGUACAAAAAUUGCUUGUUCGCAUUUCGUAAUCCUCCUCAGCACCCAUAUGAAAGUAGAGUUGCAGCCGUACAGUGCUAAAAUUCUGUCCGCUUUACUUAAUGGCUUAACGGAUCGAAAUGCCGCUGUGCGAAAGAAUAACGCAGUUUGCAUCGGGCACAUAGUUGGUUCGGCUAAGGAUUCUAGUCUGGAUAAAUUAUAUAAUACCUUGAAUACAUGGUACAUGGAACGCGAAGAUGAUGCGAUAAGAUUAGCGAUCGGACACGUUUUACAGUCUAUAAACAAUUACAAUCAGGAGAAAUUGAAAAAUUUCCAAAAUGUAGUUAUACCUCUUGUCUUUUUUGCAAUGCACGCAGAAAAGGUACCAGGAAAUGAAAACCUCGUCGAAUUAUGGACCGAACUUUGGAGCGAGAUAACUCCCGGAACGGAAGCGGGAAUUGUACAAAAUCAGGAGGCAAUAAUCCGUACUUUAAAGACGACCAUGGAGUCGGCGUCGUGGACCGCAAAAGUGCAAUCCGCGAACGCAAUUCACACCAUUGCCUCGAAGUCAGGUUGUAGUAUCGAUAUAGAAGCCAGAUACGCUUUAUUCAAGAUAUUGAUGAACGGUUUGAAUCCUGGUAGAACAUGGAACGGAAAAGAAAAUUUACUGAACGCGCUCACUACGUUAACGUGCAAUAGCAAAAAAGAAUUAAACGAGAAUACUUCACUGUUAGGUUUAGUUGUAAUAACGUUGUACGAUGAAAGUUUGAAAGAGAGCAAACGAGAAUAUCGUCGAAACGCUUUGCAAGCAUUUGCUACUGUCUUGCACGAACUUGACAUCGAUAAGUUUACAGAAACUUAUGAAAUUGUACAGAAUAUUUUGAUCAAGCUAUCUGAUAAAAGUAACGAUGAUGACGACGACGAUAACGCGGAGGAAAGUAGAAAGAAAAAGGAAAGUAAUAUGAAGCUACAGGAAACAGCUUACGAAGCUCUCGGAAAAGCAUGGCCCUCUAACAAAGAUACUCAAGACAAAUAUUGCAUAGAAUUCGUCACGCAUUGUCAGAAAGUAUUGCCGAACAGCACAAGGUCUGUGCAAAUUGCUAUUUUGACAGCGUUGAAUUUCUUCGUGGAUAAACUGGUCAUAUUGAAAAUUAACAAAGCUGAGUUAUCGAUGAAAGACAAAAACUCACUAGACGAAAUAAGUGAUAGCCUGAAUAAAAUAUUAUCGUACUGUAUAAAUAUCUCAAAGUUCACCAGAAUUAGGAAAGAAGCGUUGAAUAUAGUUCUUUCGUUAGCGAGAAAAAUGCGAGAAACCAAUAACGAUGAUCAACUCGAGAAGAUGACGCGCAUUUUAAAAGAACUUCUGCCUGAUCUGAUGAAGGAUAAUCAGCCCGAAAUACGGACCAGAGUUGUCGAUAUUAAAGAGAUGCUUAAAAUUUAACUAGACAUGUUAGGCACACGUUACAUUUGUAUUCCGAAUCGAAUUUACAUCUUUCGCACACACAUCGGGAUAUCUUGCGUAUAUUGCUCUUAAAAUAUUGACGAACUUUGAGCCACGGUAACAAGAUUCUGAUAGCUAUGGUUGUGUGUUUAUUUAAAUAUGUUAAUAUGUGUAGGAUGUGCCUAAUAUAGUAUUUCGUCGCUUAAUAAGAUGUAAUUUAGAACAUAAUUUGUUUAUAAAAUUAUUAUACCCUUAUGUAUUUACGCUCCACCACAUGGGGCGGGGUUUUUUGAAGGAGUAAAAAAUUAUAAUCUAAUCUGUUCCUAUGAGUGUGUCACGAAAAGUUGCGUAUUUUUUUUUUUU